Molecule: messenger RNA, 1063 nt
Organism: Capsella rubella
Lineage: Eukaryota; Viridiplantae; Streptophyta; Magnoliopsida; Brassicales; Brassicaceae
Product: protein DEHYDRATION-INDUCED 19
Exons: 6
Coding region: 143-763 (206 amino acids)
Source: RefSeq, a predicted model, not a curated record
CUCUUCCUCUCUCCUCCUCUACCAAGAAAUCAUCGUCUUCAUCUUCUUCAUCUUCUUCAUCUUCAUCUAUCAAGAUCGAUCCUUUUUGCUAAAUCGUCCUUCAAUUUGCUCAAAGAUUCUUAAUUUCUUCGUGAGCAGAGAGAUGGACGCUGAUUCCAAGAGAUUUCUAGCUACGCUUCGAUCCCGAUCUGAAAUGUUAAUGGGCUUUGAAGAAAUAGAUGGAGAUGAUGAUUUCCAGGAGGAGUUUGCUUGCCCGUUCUGCGCAGAGUCAUAUGAUAUCAUUGGUUUGUGCUGUCACAUAGAUGACGAACAUACUUUAGAGUCAAAGAACGCGGUAUGCCCUGUUUGCUCUCUAAAAGUGGGAGUUGAUAUCGUAGCGCACAUAACGCUUCACCAUGGGAGUUUAUUUAAGUUGCAGCGAAAGAGGAAGUCACGGAAAAGCGUUACCAAUUCAACACUUUCAUUUCUUCGGAAAGAACUAAGAGAAGGAGAUCUACAGAGGUUGUUAGGAUUUACUUCUCGUAAUGGUUCUGUUGCAUCAAGUGGAACUCCUGAUCCUCUCCUGUCGUCGUUUAUAUCACCUACACGAUCACAGAUUUCUCCUGUGACGCGCCAAACCAGAAAAGUAUCCGAGGAGAAACAGAUGGAGCGCAAGAGACAAGUAUGCAUCUCACCCGUCUCAUCAAAAGACCGAGAAGAGAGGAGGCAAAAGUCAGACUUUGUUCAGAGGCUCUUGUCAUCAGCCAUUUUCGAUGAGGUCUGAUCAAAGCAAAUACAAAGAUCGAGAACGCAAAAGGAAACUAAAUCUGCAGAAUACAGACUUCAGAGAAUUUGGUUUCAAGAAAAAGAGUGGUUGUGAUGAAGAGAAGAAGAAGAAGAAGAGCGAGAUGAAGCUAUGUUAUCUAUAUCUAUGUAAUAUGUAUUGUGUAUGUUUUAAGUAUGAAACCAGAAGAAGAUGUUACUGAAUACAUUGCGUAGAACUGUGUUUUUCUAAAGAUAAGAGGAAGAAGAAUAAGUUUUCUCGUAUGUAGUAGCAUAAUCCAAAUGGUUUUACUUAUGUUUA